CGUCCUUCUUCGGGCUAUAAGAAGGCAGAUGAUGAGAUGUCCCGGGCCACGUCUGUUGGUGACCAGCUGGAGGUACCAGCCCGCACCAUUUACCUCAACCAACCGCAUCUCAACAAAUUCCGUGACAACCAGAUCAGUACGGCCAAGUACAGCGUGCUGACAUUUCUACCUCGAUUCUUGUAUGAGCAGAUUAGAAGAGCUGCUAAUGCCUUCUUCCUCUUUAUUGCCUUAUUACAGCAAAUUCCAGAUGUAUCUCCAACAGGAAGAUAUACCACCCUGGUGCCAUUGAUCAUUAUUUUAACAAUUGCAGGCAUCAAAGAGAUUGUAGAAGACUUUAAGCGACAUAAGGCAGACAAUGCAGUUAACAGAAAGAAAACGAUAGUGUUAAGAAAUGGUAUGUGGCAUACCAUUAUGUGGAAAGAGGUGACAGUGGGAGACAUUGUGAAGGUCGUCAAUGGGCAGUAUCUUCCAGCAGACGUGGUCCUGCUAUCCUCCAGUGAACCUCAGGCAAUGUGUUAUGUCGAAACAGCUAAUCUAGAUGGGGAGACGAACCUUAAAAUACGUCAGAGCUUGAGUCACACCGCUGACAUGCAAACGAGGGAAGUGUUGAUGAAGUUAUCUGGAACCAUAGAAUGUGAAGGGCCCAACCGCCACCUCUAUGACUUCACUGGAAACUUGCACUUAGAUGGGAAAAGCCCUGUUUCCCUUGGGCCUGACCAGAUCUUAUUAAGAGGUACACAGCUUAGGAAUACUCAGUGGGUCUUUGGCAUAGUUGUUUAUACUGGACACGACACCAAACUCAUGCAGAAUUCCACCAAAGCACCUCUCAAGAGAUCAAAUGUUGAGAAGGUGACCAAUGUGCAGAUCCUGGUGUUGUUUGGCAUCCUCUUGGUCAUGGCCUUGGUGAGCUCGGUGGGUGCCCUGUACUGGAACGGGUCUCAAGGUGGAAAGAACUGGUACAUCAAGAAGAUGGACACGAGCUCGGAUAAUUUUGGAUAUAACUUGUUGACGUUCAUCAUCUUGUACAACAAUCUUAUUCCUAUCAGUCUCUUGAUGACUCUUGAGGUUGUGAAAUACACUCAAGCCCUUUUUAUAAACUGGGACACGGAUAUGUAUUAUCUCGGAAAUGACACUCCUGCAAUGGCCAGGACAUCAAACCUUAAUGAAGAGCUUGGGCAGGUAAAAUACCUGUUUUCUGACAAAACUGGAACUCUUACAUGCAAUAUCAUGAACUUCAAGAAGUGCAGCAUUGCUGGAGUAACCUAUGGUCAUUUUCCAGAAUUGACAAGAGAGCCAUCCUCAGAUGAUUUCUGCCGGAUGCCUCCUCCCCCUAGUGAUUCAUGUGACUUUGAUGAUCCCAGGCUCUUGAAGAACAUUGAGGAUCAGCAUCCUACAGCUCCUUGCAUACAGGAGUUCCUCACCCUUCUGGCCGUGUGCCACACCGUUGUUCCGGAGAAGGAUGGAGAUGACAUCAUCUACCAGGCCUCCUCCCCAGAUGAAGCUGCUUUGGUGAAAGGAGCUAGAAAGCUGGGCUUUGUCUUCACAGCCAGGACGCCGUACUCGGUCAUCAUAGAAGCAAUGGGACAGGAACAGACAUUCGGAAUCCUUAAUGUCCUGGAAUUUUCUAGUGAUAGAAAAAGAAUGUCUGUGAUUGUUCGAACUCCUUCUGGACAACUUCGACUCUACUGUAAAGGGGCCGAUAAUGUAAUUUUUGAGAGACUUUCAAAAGAUUCAAAAUACAUGGAGGAAACAUUAUGCCAUCUGGAAUAUUUUGCUACGGAAGGCUUACGGACUCUCUGUGUGGCUUACGCUGACCUCUCUGAGAGUGAGUAUGAGGAGUGGCUGAAAGUCUAUAAAGAAGCCAGUACCAUAUUGAAAGACAGAGCUCAACGGUUGGAAGAGUGUUAUGAGAUCAUUGAGAAGAAUUUACUCUUACUUGGAGCCACAGCCAUAGAAGAUCGCCUUCAGGCGGGUGUUCCAGAAACCAUAGCAACUCUGUUGAAGGCAGAAAUUAAAAUCUGGGUGUUGACAGGAGACAAACAAGAAACUGCAAUUAAUAUAGGAUACUCCUGCCGGUUGGUGUCACAGAAUAUGGCCCUUAUCCUACUGAAGGAGGAUUCUUUGGAUGCAACAAGGGCAGCCAUCACUCAGCACUGCACUGACCUUGGAAGUUUGUUGGGCAAGGAAAACGAUGUGGCCCUCAUCAUCGAUGGCCACACCCUGAAGUACGCGCUUUCCUUUGAAGUCAGGAGAAGCUUCCUAGAUCUGGCGCUCUCAUGUAAAGCAGUCAUAUGCUGCAGAGUGUCUCCUCUGCAGAAGUCUGAAAUAGUGGAUAUAGUUAAGAAGCGAGUAAAGGCCAUCACCCUUGCCAUCGGGGACGGUGCCAAUGACGUUGGGAUGAUCCAGACAGCCCAUGUGGGUGUGGGAAUCAGUGGGAACGAAGGCAUGCAGGCGACCAACAACUCGGAUUAUGCCAUUGCACAGUUCUCCUACUUGGAGAAGCUCCUGUUGGUUCACGGCGCCUGGAGCUACAAUCGGGUGACCAAGUGCAUAUUGUACUGCUUCUACAAGAACGUGGUCCUCUACAUUAUUGAGCUUUGGUUCGCCUUUGUUAAUGGAUUUUCUGGGCAGAUUUUAUUUGAACGUUGGUGCAUCGGCUUGUACAAUGUGAUUUUCACCGCGUUGCCACCCUUCGCUCUGGGGAUCUUCGAGAGGUCUUGCACGCAGGAGAGCAUGCUCAGGUUUCCACAGCUCUACAAAAUCACCCAGAAUGCCGAAGGCUUCAACACAAAGGUUUUCUGGGGUCACUGCAUCAACGCCUUGGUCCACUCCCUCAUCCUCUUCUGGUUUCCCAUGAAGGCACUGGAGCAUGAUACUGUGUUGGCCAAUGGUCAUGCCACAGACUACUUAUUUGUUGGAAAUAUUGUUUACACAUAUGUUGUUGUGACUGUUUGCCUGAAAGCUGGUUUGGAGACUACAGCUUGGACUAAAUUCAGUCAUCUGGCAGUCUGGGGAAGCAUGCUGAUCUGGUUGGUGUUUUUUGGCAUCUACUCAACCAUCUGGCCCACCAUUCCCAUUGCUCCAGAUAUGAAAGGACAGGCAACUAUGGUCCUGAGCUCUGCACACUUCUGGCUGGGAUUAUUUCUGGUUCCUACUGCGUGUUUGAUCGAAGAUGUGGCAUGGAAAGCGGCCAAGCAUACCUGCAAAAAAACGUUGCUGGAGGAGGUGCAGGAGCUGGAAACUAAGUCCAGAGUGAUGGGAAAAGCGAUGCUUCGGGAUAGUAAUGGAAAGAGGGUGAACGAGCGGGACCGCCUGUUAAAGAGGCUCAGCAGGAGGACCCCUCCCACUCUUCUCCGAGCAGGCUCCCUCCAGCAGUCUGUCCCACAUGGGUACGCCUUCUCUCAAGAAGAGCAUGGAGCUGUUACUCAGGAAGAAAUAGUCCGUGCUUAUGACACUACCAAAAAGAAAUCGAGGAAGAAAUAAGGCACGAAUUUGCCUGAUUGAUCCUAGGAAAGAGAUGCGGUUUGCUGCACCCAGUGUUAACACAUCGUUGUCGGAAGAGACUGGUGUCAGCAGCCAAAACACCGGAAAACACAUUUCUGUGGCCUUAGCCAACCAGUUUGUUAGUUAUAUAUUCCCUUACAAACCUGGAGUAUAUACCACGGGGGAAGCCAUUUUUUUUCCUUUCAAUUUGUCUGCAGUGCUUGGCCUAACUUUUGUUUACGUUGUUAUGAAGCAUUCAACUGUGCUCUGUGAGGUGUGAAAUUAAAAACAUUAUGUGUCACCAAUAUUUAAACAUCAAUACUAGUUGUUCUGGGAGAAAGGUAAAAGAGUUUUAUGUUGCGUGAGAAAUCCAUCUCGUGGAAUUGGAGCGGGGGCACACUUGCUUCCUGUUUUGUUAACUCACAGAUUAAGUCCACUGGGCAGUGUGUAAACUUCACUUUAGGCAGGUCGCUGCCUUGCUUUGAUUCCUAUUUUGUGUGUAUAAAGUUGGCAUAAACUUCUUGAUUGCAAUGAAAUCACAAAAAUAUAUAUCUGGGAGGUAAACCUGAGAACAUUUGUUUGAACCUCUUAGCCACAUUCCCAGCAGGGCAAACCAAUUGGUGUUCCGACAGAGUCUUCUGCACCAUUCCCAGGUUUCCUUCUGGCUGGUCCUCCCGUUGCUGCCCAGACAUCUCUCAUCCUCAGACCUUGUGCAUGGCUGGCCACUGGGCUCAGUGCAUGGCAGCUGGUGGGCAACAACCCAGAUCUGCAUUCUUCCCUGUUCUACCGCAGAUUCAGAUAUGGAUGCAAAAUCCCUUCUUCCUCCGCCCCUUUCCUUCUAUAACUAAAGAAAAGAAACAUAGCUGUUCCACAUACAUUCUAAACGUUUAUCUGCCUCUUUCUGACAACAUGGGAGCCUCAGGGUCGAAGUGCUGGUACAACCGCUUGGCGCUCCCUGCCCUGGGCAGGCGCUUAAUACUCAUUUCCCAGCCUCCAGACCGCUGGACCUUUGGCAUCUGCGCAAAUUAGAACUCACACUUGUUUUCUUGAGAGUUAAGAGAUGUUUUGGA
This is a messenger RNA of Diceros bicornis minor, 4553 nucleotides long. It is a transcript of the gene ATP8A2, whose product is annotated as ATPase phospholipid transporting 8A2. Gene Ontology annotation, molecular function: ATPase-coupled intramembrane lipid carrier activity; ATP hydrolysis activity; magnesium ion binding. Bases 37 to 3483 code for a protein of 1148 amino acids. Gene Ontology annotation, biological process: neuron development; phospholipid translocation. NCBI's taxonomy places the organism in Eukaryota, Metazoa, Chordata, Mammalia, Perissodactyla, Rhinocerotidae. Gene Ontology annotation, cellular component: plasma membrane. The record is from RefSeq and is a predicted model, not a curated record. The transcript is spliced from 36 exons.